UUAUAGUAAUAAGUAAAAAAUAUUAGUCAAUUGGUUUGUACUUCAAAAAUAUAUAUUGGUUUCAACUUGUUCUUUUCUGCAAAGUACUUUGAAUAAUCUCUUAUAAUUUACAAGCAUGGUUUAAGUUUGUGUAGUUCCAUAAAAGGUUGGCACAAAUUUAGAAACAGCGUUGACAAAUCGAGGAAUGAGUGAACAUUUAGCAUAAAAUAGACAGAGAAAGAAAUAAUAGGUUUGCUGACUUUUCUAAGGAAGUUUAAAAAAGAUGUCCUACAAAUUGCUGGAAGUUUUCCUACGAGUGCCAAUUAUAUUCUUUCUUGAUUAUUCAUUGAGUUUUGCUCAUGCUGUAUUUCCUUUUUCUUGGUUAAUGUCAUUAAUUUUUCAAAUUUUAGCUAUUACUGUUUGCUGCUGCAUUUUAAUUUCAUCAGCCAGCCAAUUGUAUUGCGUUUAUCAUUUUGGCAUUUUUUUUCUACAUUUGUUUGCAGUAUUGUAUCUUAAUAUUUGUUCAACUCCUAUCACGUUAACAACACUGUUGACUAGUAAUGUAUUACCAAAACACAUUGAUACCUAUAUUCCUACCUUUGCUGCUUCAUGGAUUAUAUAUAUCAUUUUUAACUUGUUGUAUGCUAUCUCUUUUCGAUCUAUAAAACCUUUAGUAGUAGCAUUUGCCCUCAUACCAGUUAUAGAAGAACAAGUCUAUCAUAAAAACGAGACGAUCCCUGUCUUAACUUGCUGUUCAUUUGGAUUGUUAAUAUAUACUGUAUUGCAAACUUGUUAUUGUUUUUUAACACAAUUUGUUGAAUUGGUAACAUACCAAAUACAAGUUAUAACAUUGCGUUUUAGAAUAUAUGGUCCUUUUGUAUUGUUUUUUUUGCAUUGGAGAAGAUUGCGUAUGCAUGCAGUUUUAUCAUUGUUUUGGUUUAUAAUAUGGAAUUACCAGUUAAUUGUUUUUACUAUAUUUAUAGAUGAACCUUUUGAUUUCUCUUUUAUCUUAGCUUGCAGUGCCUACUCGUGUAAUUCUUUUAUAAAGAUAUUAUCUCUCUGUCACAUACUUCAACAUGUUGUUAAAGUUAUUCUCAAAGGUGUUCAGAGAUGCAUAGCUGAUAACCACACGUUUGUGGAAGAUACUCUUCAUCGUCCUAAUGGACUGAGAGAAAGCGUUGGUUUUUUGUUUUUAAGCUUAUAUACAAACUUAACAAAUGUUGAUCCAUCGAAGCGUAUAGUGCUUAUGCAACUUAUUAUCCUGAUACUUAUUUCAGCUUUAGUACGUUCAGUUUUUGAAAUUAUUGAGCCCUAUUUGUUAUCAUUAAAUGGAGGAUCAGUUGUUCACAGCAAAAAAAGACAUAUCAGUUUAGUAACAGCAUGUCUAUUAUUAAUAUUUGUUUCUUUAUAUCUUGGUUAUCUAUUAUAUAACUUAAGAGAGCGUUUACCGUUUAGUAUACCGAAUUUAAUAACUGUAGCACAAAUAACAAGUGCUUUAAUUUUAUAUUUUCUAUAUAUGUAUGAUGCUAGAACUGGAGAAUCAUGGGAACAAUUAGAUGAUUAUGUUUACUUCAUUAAAGGUGGGUGUCGAUCAUUUGAGUUUAUUCUGAUUGUCCUUAUACUUGGUUAUAGGAUUUUAGAUACCACUUCAAAGUGGACAAUUUUUCAAAUUAUUAUGGUGGUACUGCAUCUUUACAUAAAUGUUUAUCUUUCAUUAAAAGAUGGUUGGCACAGUUUACAACUUCGACAUCUUGUUAACAAAAAGUUAAAUAUAUUACCACAGGCAAGUUCUUUAAGAUUAGAGGCGGAAGGGGAAGUUUGUCCAAUAUGCUUAGAUAAAAUGACAUCAGCAAGAGUUACACCAUGUAAUCAUUUAUUUCAUUUUUUUUGUUUAAAAAAAUGGUUGAAUGUCCAAAACAAAUGUCCCAUGUGUCACGCAACUAUACUUCAUAGUUCCGCAUGAUUUUAUCUUACGUAUUAUAGGGUGCUAAUAUAUACUUGUUUGAAGCAGCAAAAAUCUCACGUUAAGUAAGUUAUGAAUGUCCUGAACAAUAUUAAUGCCUAAUUAGAUAUUUUUAGAGCAUUUUAAGUAGAACUAGUCUGCAACAUAAAUAAAAUUUAAAAAAUAUGAAAUUUGAUUUUGAUUACAAGCUCAUAAAUCUUUUGUUCUUUUAUAGUUUAUUAAAGUAUUUAAACUGGUAUGGUUUUUAAUAAUUUUGUACAUUUACAUUGUUAUGUUUAAUACGUUGAUACGGAGAAAUUAUAUUAUUUAAAGAGAAAUUAUAUAAGUCUGAGUUUAGUUCUUUACAAUUUUAACAAUGUCAGAAUGGUUAUAUAUAAGAAGUUAUUUGAACGGUUUGUCAAA
This is a messenger RNA of Hydra vulgaris (swiftwater hydra), 2344 nucleotides long. Lineage: Eukaryota; Metazoa; Cnidaria; Hydrozoa; Anthoathecata; Hydridae. The record is from RefSeq and is a predicted model, not a curated record.